Messenger RNA from Aplysia californica (California sea hare), 3324 nucleotides. Its product is annotated as trithorax group protein osa. The transcript has 9 exons. The record is from RefSeq and is a predicted model, not a curated record. NCBI's taxonomy places the organism in Eukaryota, Metazoa, Mollusca, Gastropoda, Aplysiida, Aplysiidae. Bases 188 to 3073 code for a protein of 961 amino acids.
AAUGAAGAAAGUCGCUUUUUGUCGAAACAUAUCUAGCAGUAGCGCCCCCUUGCGGGGAUUCCCCAAAUCCAUUUCCGCCAUGUUUCUAAAUUGGCUGACACACUGUAAAGGAAUUUCGAGCGUUACUUGAAAUUGAAAGAACAAUCAGAGUAUUGUCAGUGAAGUACUGACACUGCCACAAAGCGACAUGGAUUGGGACAACCAACGGCCCAGCGCCCCUUCAACCCCUUCCAGUAUGUCAAGCCAGUCAACGGGGAACAGCAACCCUGCACCCAGAAGUGAGAAGAUCCCAACUCUGAAACAGAUCUCACCAAGCCCCUCUGUUUCAGCACUCUCAAAAUUGAACGAUGAUGAUCUUCGCAAAAAAGGUUUGGAGGACUUGCUUCGAAUCCUGAGACGCGUAGAGGGAGAUUACAAGUCUCUGAUGGCUGAGCAUGGCAACGUGGUCAAGGAUGUGAACAGACGCUUUCAGAUAUUUGUCCUGGAGACUCGGAGCCUGAAGGAUGUGAACCAGAAAUUACAAGAUGAUAAUCAAGAACUGAGAGACCUGUGUUGUUUCCUAGACGAUGACAGACAGAGAGGACGUAAAUUGGCCAGGGAGUGGCAACGUUUUGGCCGUUACACAGCCAGUGUCAUGAGAAGCGAGGUGGCUGUGUACCAGGAAAAGUUGAGGGAGCUGGAGGAGAGACAGAGCGAGCUGGUCACGGAGAACAUGGAGCUGAAAGAGCUGUGUCUCUACCUGGACCAGGAGCGCGUGAGGAUGACCGGGGACCGGGAUGAGGGCGACGGGAGCAGUAAUGGGACGGUCACGGGCCAUGAGGACGGGAUUGUUGCCAUGGACACGACGGGCUCUGUCACGCCGACACCCUCGGUCACCCCACUGAAUAACUUUUCUUUGACUCCCAGCUCCACCGUCAGUUACAUCAAAGAGCUGGAGCUGAAGGUACACAAGCUAGAGGAGGAGAAGAAGUCUCUGGCCCUGAGAAUUGACAGAAACACAGCCGAAGGAGUUGAUGGAGCAGUCGGGAUGAAUAACGCGGACGACAUUUCAGUUCUACACCCAGGCCAGUCCGUGCAUGCCCCAGCCAGCCCCUCCAACCAGAGGUCGUCGAUGUCAGGGAAGCCCGAGGCUGUUGUGCAUGCCAUGAAGGUUCUUCAAGUGCACGAGGAGCUGGAGAAGGUGCCAGUGGAGGAGGAGAACCUGGACGACUCGGAGAAGGCCAUCGUCAGAGAGAUGUGCAAUGUCGUGUGGAGAAAACUGGGAGAUGUUGGCGACGUGGGUAGCUUCAACGAGUCCUCCGACAGCCUGCUAGACCCGCCGUUUGUGCCCGACUCUCCCAUCAAGCCCAACACUUCGGUGAUGUCAGCGCCGGGUGGCGGGGUCAGUCAUGGCCAGGCCCACUCCCACAGCGUGUCUCAGCCACUGCCGCAGAUGGCCAGCACGCCGCUGGCUGCUUACAGCCGGGCCGGCCACCCUGAGCCAGCUUCGGCCGGCGCUGCCGCUCAGCCGAUGGACGCGCAGCCUCAGCACAAGCCGCAAGAGCGACCACCGCAUCAGCAUCAGCAGCAUCCUUUUCGACCCCCCCAGGAGGUGGGUCAAGGCCAGCCCCAUCUUCCCCUGCAGAACCCUCCCGGCCCCCAUCCCAGCCACCCUGCAGCGCGGGGCAGAGAGCCUCACACGCCCACCUCGCAGCCGCACUCGUUCCCUCAGCCGCCGCCGCCGCGGCCAGGGGAUCUGGAUGUCAGAGGAGGCAGGCAGGAUCCCGCUGUCACGGAGAGAGAGAGGUACAUUGCUGAGAACGAGAUGAACUUCCGGUACUCCAUGGAAAAUCCUCAUCACCCUCCUCCUCCUCCUCCUCCUCCUACCUGGCGGGAAGAGGAUAGGCGCAACCCGGACCAGAAGUUCCCGCCAUAUUACCCGAGCGACAACAGGGCCAGGCCCAACCAACAGCAGCAGCAACCUUCAUAUCCCGGACACCCGCAAGCCACCCAGAUGCACCCCCAGCAGCCUGCCCGGACUCCACCUCACCACGGAGACGGUCCGGGGUAUCCACACCAUCCAGACAGGCCUGUGGAUAUGGGAGCCAGGGAUCCGAACCAUCCAGACAGAGCUGUGGUUAUGGGAGCCAGGGAUCCGAACCCCGCACCCUCCUACCAUCACCAGGGUCCCAGAGACCACGCCCCAGCCCGCCACCAGGAGAGACAGCCGGCCCAGCCUCCGCCCCCCGUCGUGCCUCGAGCACACGAUCAGCAGCAGCAGCAGCGCCACCCGUCCUCAUCUCAGGGGUACCCGCACCCCGGCGCACCGCCGCUCAAACACGGGGGUGAAGGCAACAACCCAGGACCUGGCCGAUACCCGCAGCAGCCCGCGGGCCAAGGCAGGAACAACCCCCCGCCGCCCUUCUCUCAUCAGCCGGUCAGACUACUAGACGCGCCGGGCGUCCACCGCCACAACACAGCUACCUCAGAGAGCGGCCACGGGCUGCACAAAAUGAUGAACCAGCCGCAGCGCAAAGACGAUCCCGGCCCGCCGCCGCUGUCCCAGCCACGCCCUCGCAGCCGAGGGGAAAACCGCUACGAGGACAGACAUUCCGCCGAGAGAGAUCAGAAGCCGAAUCACCCGACCUCUCGGUCUAUGUCGUCGGCCUCGUCGUCGACCCCCUCAGCUCACGCGGCAAGCGGUCACCCGCAAGGACAGAGCAUGCCCCCCCCUCCUGUCUCGUCACACCCCUCCGGGGGUGGUCAGGGCAUCGCAGGUUUCAGAGCGUACCCCCCGCCCCAGUCAAAACCGGGUGCUCCCCCACCCUCCUGGAGAGGGGGGGCUGGGGGGACAGAGAUGAGAGCAGCCCCUGGGGGAGGCGGGGGGUACCCCCCAGGCCCCGCGGCGUCGGGAGGAGGGGGAUAUCCCCAGGGACAGAUGGGGGUGGGAGGAGGAGGAGGCUAUGGGCCGGGCCCCACGCCUCGCCCUGGCUAUGGGAACGCUCCAGUGCAGGGGAGGGCCGGUGGUAACCCAAAGAGGUUUCAAGAACAAGAAUGGAGACAGACCUACUUAGACGACAGCGAUACCUUAUAGUAUCAAGUGGACAAAUUCUAUUGUUUUUUGUGGUGAAGUUUACCCUAGAUCUGGAUAUCUUUUAUGUUUUUGGUUUACACCAUGAUCAAAAAUCAUAUAUAUAUUUUCUUCUCCUUGACAUAUUGUGAUUUAUCUGUUUUACAUAACGUUAUACAAAAGUAUCUGAUACAUUUUUUUCCCAGCAGAUACCAGUUGUUGAUACUCUCUCUGUCUAUUUCACUGCAGCAUUUUUGUUAGGUCACAUGACUGGG